Chinchilla lanigera (long-tailed chinchilla) is the source of this 1848-nucleotide messenger RNA. RefSeq names its product cysteine and glycine-rich protein 1 (gene Csrp1). The transcript is spliced from 6 exons. Gene Ontology annotation, molecular function: structural constituent of muscle; actinin binding. The record is from RefSeq and is a predicted model, not a curated record. Gene Ontology annotation, cellular component: cytoplasm; nucleus; Z disc. The coding region runs from base 111 to 692 and encodes 193 amino acids. NCBI's taxonomy places the organism in Eukaryota, Metazoa, Chordata, Mammalia, Rodentia, Chinchillidae. Gene Ontology annotation, biological process: muscle tissue development; sarcomere organization.
CUCGGGACACGCCUUCCGGGAGCGGAACAAAACGGCGCGCAGGCAGGGCGCACCCAGCCACCGCUUCCGACAGCGCCUGUCCCUCGCGCCUCCGCCCAGCAGCUGCCAGAAUGCCGAACUGGGGAGGAGGCAAGAAAUGUGGGGUGUGCCAGAAGACGGUUUACUUUGCUGAAGAGGUCCAGUGCGAGGGCAACAGCUUCCAUAAAUCCUGCUUCCUGUGCAUGGUCUGCAAGAAGAAUCUGGACAGCACCACUGUGGCUGUGCAUGGAGAGGAGAUCUAUUGCAAGUCCUGCUAUGGCAAGAAGUAUGGGCCAAAAGGCUAUGGCUAUGGGCAGGGUGCAGGCACACUGAGCACUGACAAGGGGGAGUCCCUGGGCAUCAAGCAUGAGGAAGCCCCUGGCCACAGGCCCACCACUAACCCCAAUGCAUCCAAGUUUGCCCAGAAGAUUGGAGGCUCUGAGCGCUGUCCUCGAUGUAGCCAGGCAGUCUACGCUGCGGAGAAGGUGAUUGGGGCUGGGAAGUCUUGGCAUAAAUCCUGCUUCCGAUGCGCCAAGUGUGGCAAAGGCCUCGAGUCAACCACUCUGGCAGACAAGGAUGGCGAGAUUUACUGCAAAGGAUGCUAUGCUAAAAACUUCGGGCCCAAGGGCUUUGGCUUUGGACAAGGAGCUGGAGCCUUGGUCCACUCUGAGUGAGGCCACCCACCACUGCCUGCUGCACCUGCUCGCUCCUGUGCUUUCCAGUGCCAUUACCUUCCCAGCCGCCAUGGAGACCACCAGGAUUCUCUCACUCAGCCCGCCACACAUCACUAAUGACUUGAACUUAGGCAUCUGGUUCCCUUUGGUUUGGGGUUUGCCUGAGCUCCUGUCCCACUAAGGAGCUCCCCUUGCCUGGCAUCUGACACUAUCACCAGUUGGAGAUGCCUGUCUCUGUAGUCUUACGUGGGACCAGGCCCUCUCCCCACACCUCGCCCUGCAGACCCUUACCUCUUCCAUGUCAACUGGUCAGGACUCCUGAGCCACCAUAUCGAAGCCCAGAGGGACAGACAGCAGUGACAGGCCAGGGCAGGUGGUGGGACACAGGGCCAAGACAGGAUAAGGGGAAGCUGAGGUUUACUGGAUCCCAGAGAUGCUCCUCUGUGGGAAAGGGGGUGGGCUUCUUGGUGCCCCUCAGAAGAAGCCUGAGGAGUUCCGGCUCAGAAGUCACACAAUCAUGGGCUGCAGAAAGAAGCCACUUGCUGUCUAGGCCUCUUGCCUUUGAGUCACUGUGGAACUGGUGUCCUCCCAUUUGAGACUGGAGAACAACCUAGGUGUGGGGACCCAAGAGUCAGGAGGUUGCGGGACCGCCUCAGCAUCCAGUUCCCUGUUUGGUGGGUAGAGAUCAUGAUGAAACACUUCUAACCGACAUUUGCAAUUAUCAGUGGUCUAAAGUCUAAGCUAAGGUGUUCAGCCCUGGCCUUAACCUUGGCUCUGAAGCUGCAGGGACAGCUCCUCCCUAUCCCUGUUUCAGCACAGCCCUGAUCAGCACUGUGCUCUAGCCAUGCCUGAUUGAUUAUUCCUCAGAUGUGGAGGGAGGCAGACUCAUCCUUCACCUUCUAAUACUCUUUGCCUCCCCCAGUUGUGGGGACCAGCCCCUUCCACCCACCCUUCUCUGAGGGCCUUCUCCAGCCACAAGGCCCUCCUUCCUUAUUGGAUCCCGGUCAGGAGCAGCGGGAGGAAGGAGGGCCUGGUCUCUAUUCUCCCAGUGGCUGAAAGGACAACACUGUCUGUAGCUGUCAACUGCAAGGGCCACAGGCUCAGGCUGUACUCAAGCUGAUUUCUCAUCUGGUCAAUAAAGCUGUUUAGAACUCAA